AUGACAUUAUCGAAACACAUAAACGCUGAAGAUUUGGAAUCCAAGUUAUUAAAACAGACCAAAAAGACAGUCUUAGAUAACCACGAGGAGUAUAUAUUUAAAUAUAGCGCAAAUGCUACAGUACCAAAAUAUGAAAUUCCUGAAAAAAGUUCCAAUAGCGAAUUAGUGUAUAAAUACAUCAGUGAGGAAUUGUCUUUGGACGGGAUUCCUACAUUGAAUUUAGCUUCGUUCGUGAAUACGAAUAUUGAUGACAUUCCAUUGAGAUUGGCUUCUGAGAAUAUUACGAAGAACUUGGCGGAUAAUGAUGAAUAUCCGUCAUUGAUCGACAUUCAAGGUAGAUGUGUUACGAUUUUGAGUAACUUGUGGAAUGCCCCAAGUACAACUGACAAGGAAUCAGGUAAGAAGGUAAUCAAUUCCAUUGGUAGUGCUACUACAGGUUCGUCUGAAGCCAUUAUGAUGGCUGGGUUGGCAAUGAAGAAAUCUUGGCAAGCUAGGCAAAAGGCAAAUGGUAAGUCUAUUGCAGAACCAAAUAUUCUUAUGGCUUCGUGUGCACAAGUUGCAUUAGAGAAAUUUGCCCGCUACUUUGAUGUCGAAAAUAGAAUAAUCCAUAUCAAUGAAAAAUCGGGUCACUUAAUUGACACAACCAAAAUUAAGGAAAAUAUUGAUGAGAAUACUAUAGGUAUUUUUGUAAUUUUAGGUUCAACAUUUACUGGUGCAUUUGAGCCUGUUGAAGAAAUUUCCAAGCUUUUAGAUGAAGUUGAAAAAGAAAGAGGAAUUGAUGUCAAGAUUCAUGUUGAUGGUGCUAGUGGUGGUUUUGUUGCUCCUUUUGUUUAUCCUCAUUUGAAAUGGGAUUUUUCGAUCGAUAGGGUCAUUUCCAUCAACACAUCGGGACAUAAAUUUGGCUUAACUUCGGCUGGUUUAGGAUGGAUUAUUUGGAAGGACAACAAGUACUUGCCUGAUGAUGUCAGAUUUAAAUUAGAUUACUUAGGUGGAGUUGAAGAGACAUUUACUUUCAACUUCUCAAGACCUGGGUUCCCUGUAUUAUUUCAAUAUUAUAAUUUCUUGACUUUAGGUAGAGAGGGAUACACCAAAAUUUUCAAUUCAUGUAUUCAGAAUGCAAGAUUAUUAUCCAAUUUCUUGGAAGAAUCAGGUUACUUCGAAUGUCUUUCAGUUAUUCAUAAGGGAAUUGAUAAAGAAAGACAAGCAAAGAUCUUCACAAGGGAACACAAUGAUAGUUCCAAACAUUCCAAAAAGGCAGUAGUAAAUGAGGAAUAUGAACCUGGCUUACCUGUUGUUGCCUUUAGAUUCUCGAAGGAAAUCCGAGAAAAGUAUCCGGACAUUCCCCAAUCGAUUCUUUCUUUGUUGUUAAGAAAUAAGGGGUACAUUAUUCCAAAUUAUAAAUUAAGUCCAGAUGAACAAGAUAUCGAGAUAUUGAGAGUUGUUGUUCGUGAUACGUUGGGAUUAAACUUGCUAGACAAGUUGAUGAACGAAAUUGUUUCGACUAUCGAAUUAUUAAUUAAUGCUACUGAUACUAUUACGAAUCUUUCUACCAAAGAACAAUCUUCAGAGAAGAACGAGAUGAUUUACAGCAUGUUAUUGUCAAUCGCUUCUAAUGGGGGUGAAGAUCUUAAGGAAAUUAAACAACAGAUUUUGAAAGAUAACAAUGAACAACACCGUAAGCAUGCCAAAUCUUACCGUGGUACAUGCUAA
Debaryomyces hansenii CBS767 is the source of this 1710-nucleotide messenger RNA. It is a transcript of the gene GAD1, whose product is annotated as glutamate decarboxylase. The coding region runs from base 1 to 1710 and encodes 569 amino acids. NCBI's taxonomy places the organism in Eukaryota, Fungi, Ascomycota, Pichiomycetes, Serinales, Debaryomycetaceae. The transcript has a single exon. Gene Ontology annotation, cellular component: cytosol. Gene Ontology annotation, biological process: L-glutamate catabolic process. The record is from RefSeq and is a predicted model, not a curated record. Gene Ontology annotation, molecular function: glutamate decarboxylase activity; pyridoxal phosphate binding.